AUGGCGGCAAAAGAAACAAAAGAGAAGCUCGAUGAUCUCAACACCACAUCAUUUUUAAAUGCACCUCAUAGCCGUCUCAUAUGCCGUGAAAAUAGCCCCAUUGACUAUAAACGCCCGAGCCACCGUUGUCCCCAAACCCCUCCACAGCACACCAGGCCCUUCCUCCCUCACACUCUUCCUAAAACAAUCCACAAUCCCAUCAUACUUACCAAACGCAGACUCCGCCUGAAUCCUCGUCUUCACCACAUCCAACGGAUAACAACACAUCCAGCUGGCAACCCCAGCCAUCCCCCCAGCCAGGACCAUUGUCCCUAA
Striga asiatica is the source of this 315-nucleotide messenger RNA. The record is from the annotation of a GenBank genome assembly. NCBI's taxonomy places the organism in Eukaryota, Viridiplantae, Streptophyta, Magnoliopsida, Lamiales, Orobanchaceae.